GCCGAAUAUCCGUUGCAAGUCAGUCGCUGUGGUCAGUUGGACGCUCACAUCCAUAGCGUCUGCAUGCCUUACCUAUAUAACGUGCAUUCCUCGUUAGCGUCCAGUGUUCUUAUUAACUCUGCGAGCUCAAAUAGUGAAAUACGUCGUUUAUCAGUUAAUCGCAGAUUAACGGAGAUGCUUAAUGCGGUGACAAAGCGAAUCAUACGUGGACUAUUGUUUUGCCUCUAUUGCCUUAUGAGCCCGGUGAUACUCUAUCGAGCUCUAGGAUCACGGAAGCGAUGUUCACUUGUCCGCAACAAAUUGCUACUUCUGUCCGCCACUGAGCUCGCCAGAAAGAUUCGCGAACAACAGAUCACAAGUGAGGAAGUCGUGACGGCCUAUAUCACAAGAUGCAGAGACGUCAAUCCCGUGAUCAACGCAAUCGUCGAAACGCGGUACGAUCUUGCCAUUCAAGAGGCUAGGGAAGCUGACAAGAUGAUACGCCUGGGUCACAAGAGCCUCGAUGAAAUCGCACGGGAUACUCCGCUUCUGGGGAUUCCCAUUACGGUCAAAGGGAGUAUUGCUGUGCAGGGUAUGAACCAUGCAGCCGGAAGGAAAUGGCCAGAGAUUCCACGAGCUUUGUGCGACGCGGAUGCGGUGCAAAGAGUGCGAGAGGCUGGAGGCAUUGUGCUUCUUGUGAGCAACACACCGGAAUUGUGCAUGUGCUGGGAGACAUACAACAAUGUGACUGGGAUGACCGUGAAUCCCUACGAUACAAGGAGAACGGCAGGUGGUUCAUCAGGGGGUGAGGCUGCCCUGCUCGGCUCCGCAGCAUCGCUUCUAAGUCUCUCCUCCGAUAUUGGAGGCUCAGCUCGACUUCCAGCCAUGUUUUGCGGAAUAUUUGGUCACAAACCUACACCAGGUUUCGUUUCAACGAAUGGGCACAUGCCAGGAUCAAACGAUAAAGCCUGGCCUAAUUUUUUCACCUUGGGACCAAUGGUCAGAUACGCUGAGGACUUGCCACUACUACUGAAGGCCAUGUGCCAAAGUAGCGGAUCAAAAUUAAAAUUGGACGAUAAGGUACCAUUGAGAGACAUAAAGUUCUUCUACAUGGAAGACGACUGCGGUUCUGGAGCAACAAGCUCUAUAGACCGAGAUAUAAAACGAGCGAUUCGACGGCUGAUUGAACACCUCAAUUCCCUACAGGGUGUAAUGGUGCAAAAGGCAGAGUUGACGGACAUGAAGUACUCAUUCGAAGUGAUGGCCGCGAUUCUUUUGCACAUCGAUGGAGUUGAGAGCAUUUAUAGCAAGAAAUCAAAUCCCCAAGAGUCGAAAAGCGUCACUGUAGAGAUUCUGAGGUACCUUUGCUGCAUGUCCCCUCAUACGUUUCCCAGCAUAUCGUACGGGGUUCUUAAAAAGGUUAAUAAUGCAACGCCGCAGACCUAUUUCAAGAUGGUUGAAAAGAAUGCAGCCAUAAAGAAGCAGUUUGCGGACCUACUCGGUGAUAAUGGUGUUCUAAUCUAUCCUACAUUUGUGUCGGCCGCCCAUUAUCCCUACGAGAUAUACCACAAGGUCUGCAACGUAUCAUAUUUGGCAAUUUUCAACUCCCUCGGACUUCCAGUAACGCAAUGUCCUCUGGGGUUUAACAGAAACGGAUUACCGAUCGGUGUCCAGAUUGUUGCAAAUCCCGGAUGUGAUCACCUCACACUUUCCGUAGCGCGGGAAAUUGAAAGAGCAUUCGGCGGAUGGCAACAACCAACAACAGGCGAGAAAGUUUGACCAAUAAAACUGCAGGACCUUACAAUCCUUAGAUUUGGAAUGGCGGGAAGUUGAAAAGAAAAUGAAAAGCAAUGCGAAUCCUAUUGCAGCGAAUUUUCAGCUUACAGAAACAACUUUGAUGACAUUUUCAACUUGUAAUGUAAAAGUUCUCAAAUAUUUGAAAUCGUGUAACUCAUAUUCAUUGUGAACAAUUGAGACAUGAGCAGUUAUUACUGAGUAACAACUUCAACUAAGAAAAGUGAUAAAGGUAAUUAAACUAAGAGUAACAAUAACAAUUAAAGGAGUACAAAUAGAAAUUAAAAGUGAGAAACUUUUCGUAUCUUUACACAUCUAGUAACUAGCUUGCAUGGUAAUGCGAAGGAGUAAUCUAUUUUUUACAAUUUGGUAAAGAAAAGUGACAUUAAAGUUAUAAAUUUUAAAAGAAAACGUGAUUCAUAGUAAGGACAUAAACCAGUUAAAUCCUUGUCCAUAUGCGAUCAAGAGUUUAAUUUAUGUACAAAAUGUAAUAUUGAAAUAUUAA
Neodiprion virginianus is the source of this 2278-nucleotide messenger RNA. RefSeq names its product fatty-acid amide hydrolase 2. NCBI's taxonomy places the organism in Eukaryota, Metazoa, Arthropoda, Insecta, Hymenoptera, Diprionidae. Bases 64 to 1758 code for a protein of 564 amino acids. The transcript is spliced from 12 exons. The record is from RefSeq and is a predicted model, not a curated record.